Molecule: messenger RNA, 1456 nt
Organism: Setaria italica (foxtail millet)
Lineage: Eukaryota; Viridiplantae; Streptophyta; Magnoliopsida; Poales; Poaceae
Product: pectinesterase/pectinesterase inhibitor PPE8B-like
Exons: 2
Coding region: 61-1065 (334 amino acids)
Biological process (GO): cell wall modification
Molecular function (GO): pectinesterase inhibitor activity; pectinesterase activity
Source: RefSeq, a predicted model, not a curated record
CUGACGAGCGCAGGAGGCGGCGGCCAUGCUGCGGCCGAGCAGCAGCAGGAGGCGGCCGGCAUGCCGCGGUGGGUGGAGCCGCGUCUCCGCCGCCUCCUGGGCACCCGGCGUCACAAGGUGGACGCCGUCGUGUCCAACGGCGGCGGCAACCACUACGCCACCAUCAACCAGGCGUUGGCCGCCGCGCCGCCCCCAGCUGCCGAUGGAACGCCCGCUCGCCGCUACGUAAUCCAUGUACGCUCCGGAACCUACGACGAGAUUGUCAACAUCACGCGGAGCGACGUCACCCUCAUCGGGGACGGGAUGGGGCGCACCGUCAUCACCGGUAACCACUGCAAUCGCACCGGCCACGACGUGCUCCAGUCAGCAACAUUGAGCGUUAAUGGAACUGGUUUCAUGGCCCGAGAUCUGACGAUCAAGAACACCGCCGGGGUGGAUGCGGGUCCGGCGGUGGCCCUCAUGAACUUGGCGGAUAGCUCCAUCUGCUACAAAUGUGAGAUUGACGGUUACCAGGACACCCUCAACGCAGACUGCAACCGCCAGUUUUAUCACACUUGUAACAUUUCGGGGACAGUGGACUUCGUUUUUGGGUAUGCAAAAGCUGUUUUUCAGCAAUGCAACCUUCUGGUCCGCCGUCCGGUGCCGGACGGCCACUGCGUCGUCACGGCCCAGGGCCGUGGCGGGCCCAAUGACGUUUCCGGUUUUGUGUUCCAGGACAGCACCGUCGCGGCGCUGCCGGGCGUCGACCUCAACGGGGUGCCCACCUACCUUGGGAGGCCGUGGAAGAACCAUUCCCACGUUGUAUUCAUGAACUGCUUCCUCGACGGAAUCAUCCAUCCUGCUGGCUGGGAGGGGUGGAAAGACUACGAGCGCCUGGGCAACAUAUUCUACGGCGAAUACCAGAAUCGGGGGGACGGCGCCAACACCCAAGGGCGCGUCAAGUGGCCGGGAUUCCACAUCAUCAAGGAUGCUGCGGAGGCGGCGAAUUUCACCGUCCAGAGGUUUAUCCAGGGCGACGGGUGGCUUCCUGAGUUCGGUGUCAAGUACAAGGGAGGCCUGGAGUAGCAUGCAGCAGCUUGUGCGUGUGUUCGUCGUCCGUGUGUCUUGUCGAUCUCAUGUAUCCAUUGUUGGCGGUAAUCCUUGUGACGCUUUGUUUUUCUGUUUGAAUAAGCUCGCCAUGUGUUCAGGAUGAGCGAGUCUUUAGGAGCUGCGUGGUGUGUUCGGCAUGCCGCGCAUGUAGGAGAAGGCCUGGUCAUACUUGUGUGGUGAUGGCGCACGCGUCUGAUCGUGGCUGAUUGUGGCGCAAAUAGUUCGUGUGUGUGCACUGUGUAUCUUCUUCCUGGGUUCGAGUGAACGUGUGCCUGUGUGCGUGAUUUCACGGCUGAGCAGGGCUCGCCGGAACGCCAACAUCCAUGUAUACUCCCAUCUCAUGUAUCUCCAUUCUACAUCUGUGUUA